This is a messenger RNA of Alternaria triticimaculans, 2085 nucleotides long. RefSeq lists its product as uncharacterized. The record is from RefSeq and is a predicted model, not a curated record. Lineage: Eukaryota; Fungi; Ascomycota; Dothideomycetes; Pleosporales; Pleosporaceae. The transcript has 4 exons. The coding region runs from base 1 to 2085 and encodes 694 amino acids. Gene Ontology annotation, molecular function: pseudouridylate synthase activity.
AUGAGACUUCUAGCACGUUCAUUUGGUAGGCCAAGGAUAUCUGCCAGUCGCAAUGGCAUUGCGACUGCAUCGGGAAGGCGCCAUUUGACCAACAAUGGCUUCUUCCGUGUCUCGGAGGAGGUGCGCGAAGCUCUACACUCCAAAAAGCCCGUCGUCGCGCUGGAGACGACAAUCUACACUCAUGGCUUUCCCUACCCUGAGAACGUAGCCCUCGCAUCCCUCCUCGAAAGCGUAGUCCGAACGAAUGGCGGCAUCCCAGCUACUAUUGGUAUUCUAGACGGUGUAGCACGUGUAGGCAUGGAUCCAGAAGAGCUGAUCAAGCUGGCUUCUUCUGCUGGUAAUCCAAACACAAUGAAGCUCUCGCGACGAGACCUCGGCUAUGUAUGCGGUAUGCGACUGACCGACAAGUCCUUCAAUGACGGUACAACUAUAUCAGGCACUAUGCUGCUCGCUCACCUCGCUGGCAUUAAGAUCUUUGGAACAGGUGGCCUUGGUGGGGUUCAUCGCGGCGCUGAGUCAAGCAUGGAUAUUUCUGCCGAUUUGACAGAGCUCGGCAGGACUCCGGUCACCGUUAUCUCUAGUGGCUGCAAGAGCUUCCUCGACAUACCACGGACGAUAGAGUAUCUUGAGACCGAAGGCGUAGGUGUAGGCACCUUCGCCGAUGGACGACAAGGCAAUGUAGACUUCCCUGCCUUCUGGUCGAGGGACAGUGGAGUCAAGAGUCCCACGACCAUUGCGGAUGAGAUCGAGGCGGCUGCUGUCAUAUAUGCGCAACACGCACUCCAAAUCUCAUCUGGUCUCCUCUUCGCCAACCCCGUUCCUAUCGAUUUCGCUAUACCCAAGGAUGAAAUGGAUGUGAUCAUCGCCGAAGCUCUGAAACAAGCUGAAGCAGCCAACAUUUCCGGCAAAGACAACACACCCUUUGUGCUUGCUAAGAUCAAGGAGCUCAGCAAGGGCAAGAGUAUACCCGCCAACAGGGCCCUUAUAGAAUCGAACGUGAGACGGGCCACCAUCGUAGCACGAGAGCUUGCCAUACUUGAAGCAAAGCAGGAAGAAGCCCAAGGUGCCGUUGGCGACGACCUGAGCGGCCGCGCAGCCCUCAGCCAGCUGCAAUCGGAAGGCAUGCCGAUAACCGGUAUCAAAACCCUCCCAGCCCCAUCCCGGACAGCCCAAUACGUCGCCAUCAACAACACGAACAAAGACCUUGCCCUCGCCAUGGCAGACAUGUCAAUCUUAGAAACCAUCCCCAUCGAUACAAUCCAAGAACUCGCGGCCAGCAUCUUCACCACCACCUCUCCCCGCCCCAAAGCCUUCGUCACAGACGCAAAUUGGUCGUCACCCGCUCUACACACCUGGCUCCAAGCCGCCCGUCACCCCGAUACAACCACGAUCUUCGAGCCUGUCUCCACGGCAAAGGCGCUGCGUAUAUUCCCUUCCACCUCCACCACCACGGCCGCACAAUCCAUCUACCCCACCCCCCUCGUCGACAUCAUAACACCAAACACGUACGAACUCACCGCUCUCCACGAUUUCGCCGCCCAAUCCUCCCACUUUGAAUCCCCAGAAUGGUUCGGUGUGAUAGACGCCCUGGGUAUACCCAACGGCGGCUUACGCGUCCCGCUAGCCGUCACCGUAGGAAGCGAACUAGUCGACCAAGGCAUCCCCCAACAAACCAUCAAACUCUUGCCUUUCUUCCCUACUAUCCUGACGAAAUUGGGGAGCAAGGGCGUGUUGAUGACGAAAUUGCUCACGAGCGAUGCGGAGGAGUUGUAUGAUGAGGGGGAGAGGGGGUAUGUGCUUGCUAGGAACCUUUCGUCGAUGGAUUCGGCUGGUGGAGAUGGGAUGGGGAAGGGCAAGGGCGUUGGGGGUCUUUACGUUAGACUGUUUCCGGUGGAGAAGGUGCUACAGCCCAGUGAGGUGGUUAGUGUGAAUGGGAUUGGCGAUACGUUUUGUGGGGCGGUGGCGCAUGGCUUGGGCAGGGGGAUGAGGGUUAAGGAUGUUGUCGCGUUUGCGCAGAGGGCGGCGGGGGAGAGUUUGAGGAGUAGGGAGGCGGUGGGGGAGGGGUUGAGGGGGCUGAGGCUGUAG